This is a messenger RNA of Dreissena polymorpha, 3802 nucleotides long. RefSeq lists its product as uncharacterized. The record is from RefSeq and is a predicted model, not a curated record. The transcript has 15 exons. The coding region runs from base 365 to 1255 and encodes 296 amino acids. NCBI's taxonomy places the organism in Eukaryota, Metazoa, Mollusca, Bivalvia, Myida, Dreissenidae.
UUGUUAAAAAUGGCGGUGUUAAAAUUUCCCUCUUUUAUUGACGCCGACAAUUACAUCAGAGAGGAAGAAAUCAAAACGUGCGAACGUUUUGUUUUUUUGGCAAGACGUGGGUCACCGAAGUCUACAGAUAAUAGAUGCAUUUUUACAUCUGCUGUGUUUGCCUUUGGAUGGCAGUGUUCUCCAUGUAGCAAGUACAGUAUGGACUGCCAUAUUUUUGGCACAAGACCCUGAUAAACACAGGUAUUUAAGCGAGGUGCAGAUACUGGAGUAUGAUCAUCUGGUUGGAGCAGUCAAUGAGGGUGGAUUCCACUGGUCUCUUAUAGUUGUGCAACCGAAAGACAACAAAGUAUUGUACAUAAAUCCGAUGGGGGAGCAGAAUGUUUCCCAGCAACAGAUCCUGCAACAAUGGAUUAAAUUUGUGCACAUUCGGCGCUUAUCCAGCAUUGAUAUGGGCGGACCAAUACAUUGGAACAUACUCUGCCCACGUCAUGCAAAACAGUCAGAUUCAAUAUCUUGCGGUGUCUACGUUUUAAAGAAUCAAUCCCUAGAGUUUGUGCUCAGCAAAACACAACUACUAGAAGAACGGAGACGAAUAGCCAGAAGACUGCUUUCUGAAGGGGAAUUCAUUGGAGGUCAUCUAGAAGAGAUAGCAAGUAGCCCAUCAGUCGAACAUGAGAACUCGGACCAGCUGGCAAACACCCCUGCCUCUGCCAUGGAGUUGGAAGGGGGAGACACUGACCCAGUAGUCGAUCAUGUGGCGACAACUAGGAACUCGGACCAGCUGGCAAACACCCCUGCCUCUGCCAUGGAGUUGGAAGGGGGAGACACUGACCCAGUAGUCGAUCAUGUGGCGACAACUAGGAACUCGGACCAGCUGGCAAACAACCCUGCCUCUGCCAUGGAGUUGGAAGAGGGAGACACUGACCCAGUAGUCGAUCAUGUGGCAACAACCAGGGAGUCAAGAUAUCCAGCCAGAGCGAGUACAUCAAAGGUUUGUGGCAGACAUUACCUGUUGACUUAUCAAAGAGGGAUGUAUUUAGCUUUACCCUCCCAUCAAAACAUGCACCUUUUCGCAGAGAGUCCAUUAUUUAUUAUUAACCUAAGAGUCAGAGAAACUCAUUGUCUGUGCAACAUGCCGGAUGAUGGAAGAGAGUACUGGCAGUGUGAAGGAUGCUUUAAAUGGUUCCAUCCGGAAUGUGUUGGUGAGUCAGUGGAACCAGAAAAGUACAAGUGCGCAUCAUGUUCACACAAGUGAACCAUACUAUUCUGUCGUAAAACAGUUGCGGGGAGUUAAAGAUCCCAACCUAAAAGCUUAUCUUGCGAAGGAUAAAUAGUGAGUCAAAGCGGACACAGUUGAUGAGGAAAUAUGCAUCCAGCAUUGGAAGCAAAAUUUUUCUUUAAAAAAAUACAAUUAAUUUAAUGAGGUAGUUUACAUAAUGCCCUGUCUGUUGGUUUGUUUGUUUGUGCAAACCUUAACAUUUGCAAUAACUUUUGCAAUAUUAAAGGUAGCAACUUCAUAUAUAGCAUGCAUGUGUAUCUCAAGGAUCUACACACUUUGAGUUGUGUAAGGUCAAGGUAUUUUUUUUGUUGGUAAAAUUGAUGAAUUAAUAUGACAUCUCUUUGCAAAUUGUUUAAAAAUUAAUACAUAACUUGUUUCAGAAACAUUGUUUAAUAACAUUCGAUUGUCAUUUAUUCGAAUUUGAAAGUUGUCAAAAGUAAUUAUUUCUCCCUAUACGGUAGCUUUAGGUUUAUGUGAUAUGUCAUAAGAAAACUAGUCUUCAUUGCAUUACAAAUUAAUGAAGCAUUCUUUACAUUUGCUUUUAUGACAAAAAAAACUAGUUUAGACUUGUAAAAUUGAUAAAAAUAAUUAUUUGAACAUAAAGUUUGACCAGAGUGAACAAUUUAAACACACAAGUUUAUAACGACGUGUAUCUUGUGCUUUGCAUUUGUUUAAAAGUUGCCUUAUAAUUGUGCGAAGCAUGUCUUCUCAAAUUAAAAAUGCAUCUUAUUCAAAGGUGAUCAGAACUAAAUGUGUUGUUUUUUUAUAAUUCAGGGAUAAAAAAAAUCAGACUAAGAAACCAUAUACAAUAAUUCAUAGUCUGUUGUCUUCACAGAGAGAAACUUCAAUAAAAAAAAUAUGCUGUCAUUUUAUAAUACCUUCGUGUUUGCCUCACGGUUGCCUAUUGAUUUGUUUUAAAAUAGGAAGUUUAUAAUGAGGUAUAUAACACAAAGAAAUUUCAUAUUUGAAUCAUUUUUAUGCUCCUCUAAAAAAUUCUUGUCUGAGCUUUUUCUCAGCAACUUAUUACGGGAAUUCAAUGAAACUUUAUGGGAAGCUUCACUACCAAGAGGAGAUGUGCAUGUUAUCAGCCAGUUAUGGUCGGAUGAUUUUUCACAGAGUUAUGGCCCAUUGAAAUUUUCCAUUAACUGUACAUAUUGUGCAUUCUUGUUCGGGCUAUUUUAGCAACUAAUGUCUGCAAUUGAAUGAAACUUUAUGGGAAGCUUCACUACCAACAGGACAUGUGCAUAUUAUCAGCAAGUUAUGUUCGGAUGAUUUUUCACAGAGUUAUGGCCCUUUGAAAUUUUCAAUAUACUGUACAUAUAGUGCAAUUCUUGUCUGGGCUAUUUAUCCCCAACUAAUGACUUGAAUUCAAUGAAGUUUUAUGGGAAGCUUAACUGCCUUGAAGAGAUGUGCAUGUUAUUUGUGGGUUCUGGUUAGAUGAUUUAUUUAGAGACUCAUGGCCCUUUGAAAUUGUUAAGUUGCUAAACCAUCCAUCCUAUUAUUUUGUCCAAAGUUAUGCCCCUCAAGAUGUUUCCUUUUAUCUGAAUAUAUAGUGCAAUAUUGUGACCAAAAAAAACUUUGGGGAGCUUCACCCAUCUCUGACGGCUUGUUUUAAUUAAAUAUUAAUUGUAAAUCCCAUAUCACCUUUUAUCAUACUUUUUUGUAAUUUACAACUUGGUUUUCUGACAAUUGUUUUCCUUGUUUUGUUUCAAAUAGGCAUGAUAUGGUUACUAUUAAAUCAACUUCAUAUGUUCUUCCCUUGUGAUAAGUAUUUUUUAUAUCUAUUUCUUAAUAUUUUUCAGUAGUAAUAAUGUCUAAGAAUGUAUCUGGGUAGAAUGAAUAUCUGUUCUUUUAAAGGUUGUAACUGAUGCUCUAUUUCUUUUGGACAUGACAUGUUACUGUCUCGUUUGUACAGAGAUUCAAUUAAAUACUACAUUUUAUUAUGUGUGAUUCUAUUUUUGUGUUCCAAAUAGGCAGUCUGACAUAUUAGGUAUAUUGAAAACUCUUACAUAUAACAUUUGUAAGUAUCUGUUAUUAAUGAUAGUUAAAUGAAACAAUGGUUGUAUAGUUGUGUAUAUUACAAAGUAUAAUUAUUGUUAUAUUUCGAAAUAUGUUUAUGUUUAUAUUUUAAUUUUCAUACACUUUCAACUAUAAUUUGUAAUAGUGCCGUUGCUACUUAAAUUUUAUGUGGUUUGGAUGCUCACUGUUAUAUUCUAUGCUCCUUCAAAAUACAAUUAAGGUUUCACCUUAACGGUUAUAACGCGAGUGAAAAGCAUCCAUAUGUAGCAAUAUACACUGUAAACAUGUGAUUUAAAACAAGUUUUGUUCAAUUAUCUGUAAAGUUCAUUCAUAACUAUUUUAUAACAUGUCUGCUAAAUCCACUUACUGUAUUCAAGCAUUUUGCAUUAUUGUUUUUGUUUAACACUAGAAACUGUAAAGUUUAUGUGUAAUAAAAUUAUGUUCUGUUCUGUAAUGAUUGUAUGCUGAUGUAGUUGUUGCAUUAACAUUAAGUAGACAUAAAAA